This is a messenger RNA of Rhipicephalus sanguineus (brown dog tick), 5178 nucleotides long. RefSeq names its product collagen alpha-1(I) chain. Gene Ontology annotation, biological process: regulation of telomere maintenance. The coding region runs from base 274 to 5115 and encodes 1613 amino acids. Gene Ontology annotation, cellular component: nucleus. Lineage: Eukaryota; Metazoa; Arthropoda; Arachnida; Ixodida; Ixodidae. The transcript has 17 exons. The record is from RefSeq and is a predicted model, not a curated record.
AGGCCUAGCUUUCGCGCGCCGCCGGCUGCCUGCCCCUAGCGACGGCUACUCGAAACCAUGUGCUUCUUUACUUCCUUUGAGCUGAUGUGUGUGUGUGUGUGCGUUCCAUGACACGCUGUGCCCGUGAGAAUGAUUGCGGACAAUAAACUCGGCGAUAUUUUAAAGUAAAGAAGACAGAGGCGAUCUUUGGCCGGCCACCAACGACCAUCGAGAGGACGACGAGACGGUGAAGUAGAAAGGAGAAGCGGUGCGGGGCAACAAAAAAGCCGAGAUAUGUGGCAACAGUGGAGCGCGGCCGCGCAGCCCGCUGCUGCCGCCGCGGCCGUAAUGCCGGCCGCGGCCGGACAGUCUUUUGUGCCGGCAGGACUCGGAGUGCUCGGUUGGCCCGCGGCUACGCCGGCGGCGACCCAGCCUGCCGUCUCGUACGCGUGGCCCCAGUGGACGGCGGCCGCUACGACUACGAGCGUCGCCGCAGCGGUGCCCACCGCGACGCCCGCGGCCGAUGCCGGCGCAGGAGGGGCGCCGGCUACCACGGCAGCAGCAGCAACACAGGAGGCGGCCGCAGCGGCUACGCCCGAGGAUGCGGAGCGCAUGCAGCAGUUGAAGACCCAGGCUCAGGCCUGGCAGCAAGCACAGCAGCAGGCCUGGCUGGCCUGGUCUCAGCAGUGGGCUGGAUGGACGUCCGCCUACGAGGCGGCUGCAGUCAAUUCCCAGCAGGCCGCCGCUGCAAACAAGGCUGCACCAGUGGCACCGGCGGCACCAGUAGCAGCGGCACCAGCGGCAGCACCGCCUGCUGCAGCACCGGCGCAGGCUGCAGCGGCACCGGCGGCGGCAGCGCCCGUCACUGCCGCCCCUUCCGUGGACGCGGAGGAUGCGGAGUUUGAGCGGCAGUUCAAGGAGUGGGAGAAGAGCUUCGAGAACUGGCUGACACAGAACCGGGAGCACCCGGACAAGGAGGCAUUUGCCCGUUACGAGAGUCAGUGGAAGCAGUGGCGUCAACAGCUUCUCGAUCGCCGCCAGGAGAUGCGCCAGAUGAAGUCCACAGGUGCAGCGACGGGUCAGGCUGCUGGUCAGGCACCUCCAGCAACCAGCACCCCUGCAGCUGGAAGUACACCGGCUGCACCACCACCGCAGCAGCAGCAACAGCAGCAGCAACAACAGCAGCAGCAACAGCAGCAAAUGCUAGCACAACAGGCCCUUGCUCAGCACCAAGCAUAUGCCCAGCAACAACAGCAUCAGCAAGCCCUCAUGCAACAGCAGGCAAUGGUGCCCCAAGCUGCAGCAGCAAUGAUGCCCCAGGCAGCCAUGGUUCCCCAGGCCAUGAUGACACAGGGCAUGGCCCCUCAAGGAAUGAUGCCACAGGCAAUGGUCCCACAGGGCAUGAUGCCACAAGGCAUGACCCCACACGGGAUGGCUCCACAAGGGAUGCCUCCACAGGGAAUGCCACACCAGGGCAUGACCCCACAAGGUAUGCCACCGCAGGGGAUGAUGCCACAGGGGAUGGCACCACAAGCCAUGAUGCCCCAAGGAAUGAUGGCUGCUGGUAUGAUGCCACAGGGAAUGGCUCCUCAGGGUAUGGCUCCUCAGGGCAUGCCAGGCAUGAUGCAACACCAGGGUCACCCUCAGUCUCAGCAAGAGCAAGGUCCUCCGUCAGGCAUGGGGCCACCACAUCGAGGCAUGGGCCCUAGGGGAGGCAUGGGGCCCAGAGGUGGAAUGGCCCCACGAGGAGGCAUGCCCCCACAGGGAGGCAUGGGCCCACCACACGGUGGUAUGGGUCCCCAAGGUGGCAUGGGUCCCCAAGGUGGCAUGGGUCCUCAAGGCGGCAUGGGCCCUCAAGGCGGUAUGGGCCCACAAGGUGGAAUGGGGCCACGAGGCGGCAUGGGGCCACGAGGAGGCAUGGGGCCACGAGGAGGCAUGGGCCCUAGGGGUGGCAUGGGCCCUAGAGGAGGCAUGGGGCCUCAAGGUGGCAUGGGGCCACGUGGCAUGAUGCCCAGAGGUGGCCCGAGGGGUGGGCCAAGAGGACGUGGUGGACCACUAGGCCCUUCAGACUUUGGGCCCUACCGACCCCCUCUGUCCCCACAGCAGCAACAGCAGCAGCAGUUCCCUGGUGGCCAGCCUGAAGGGGCAGACGGUGACGACGAUGGUGAUGGUGAUGGUGGCUUUGGUGGAGGCAGGCCCUUCAGAGGACGAGAUGGGCCACGUGGAAUGCCCCCACGGGGUGGACCUCCAGGUCGUGGUGGACGUGGUCGCCCGUUCGGUGGUGGUGGGGGCCCACCUGAAGAACCCUUUGGAGGUGAGCAGGACAUUGGUCCCGAAGGAGAUGAGUACGAAGGCGGCCCCGACCAGUUUGACACACCUCCUCACCAUGACUUCGGACCUCCUCCCCCGGGCAAGUUUGGAGGCGGCCCGCCCGACAAGCCAGAGUUUGGUGGGAUGCGGCACCCAUCACCAUACGUGUGGCAGAACCCCAACCAGCGAGGUGGAGGCAGGGGGGCACCCAGGGGCCGUGGUGGCUUCUUUCCUGGCCAGCGCCCCCCACCUCCCUCACAGUGGGGCGGUGGUCCUCCCGAUGACCGGAGGCCCGGUCCUCCCGAUGACUGCAGGCCUGGCCAUCCUGAUGAACACAGACAAGGGCCUCCCGACGACCGGAGACCUGGUCCUCCCGACGACCGGAGGCCCGGCCCUCCUGAUGACUGGAGGCCUGGACCCCCUGACGACCGGAGACAGGGCCCUCCAGAUGACCGAAGAAUGGGCCCUCCCGAUGACCGAAGAAUGGGCCCUCUGGACGACCGAAGAAUGGGCCCUCUGGACGACCGAAGAAUGGGCCCUCCGGACGACCGAAGAAUGGGCCCUCCGGACGACCGAAGAAUGGGCCCUCCGGACGACCGAAGAAUGGGCCCUCCUGACGACCGAAGGCAGGGCCCUCCUGACGACCGAAGACAGGGACCUCCAGACGACCGGAGACCGGGCCUUUUUGAUGACCGGAAACCCGGCCUUUUUGAUAGGCCCGGCGCUCCUGACAAUCGUAGGCCUGGUGGCCCUCUUGACAACCGUAUGCUUGGCCCUCCAGAUAACCGUAGGCCUGGUCCUCCUGAUGACAGGAGCCCUGACUGGAGUGGUGGCCCUCCUGAGAAGCGUUGGAGGGGACCACCAGAGGGUGAAGACGAUGUGGCACCUGGUGGACGACCCAAUGGGGAGCCACCACGUGAUUUUGAGUCGGGCCCUCCACGUCAGCAACCACCGUUUGACGGGGACCACAAGGAUCCACAGCGGGACAUGCCCGAAGGAGAUCUGCCACCGCUUGGCAAGGGCGAUCCGGAGGCAGACCCCGAGCGACCGCCCCGUCCAGACUCUCGUGAGAUGAACGAGGACGACAUGCGUGGGCGACGUGGUCCGGGGGGACCCCUGCCGGGCAGGAGCCCCCCGCGACCGGGGCAGGAUGCAUUUGCCGAAGACCAUUGGGACGGCUUCGACGAGAGCGAGCCGUGGCCACCGGGUCCCCACCGUGGGGGUGGUCCCCCGCCCCCCUGGAUGGGAGGUCCACCAAGAGGAGGCCCCAUGCAACGCCGGCCACCGAGGGGGUUCCCUCCUAUGCGGGGUGAGCCUCGUGGAGGGAUGAGAGGACGCCCCAUGCCUCCGCCGGGUGGUUGGGACAUGCCCGAGUGGGGACCCCCGCCCCCCUGGGGGGGGCCCAUGCGUGGAGGGCCUCGGCCGCCCCCUCCGGAGUGGAGACACCGCCCGAUGCCACCACACAUGUACCCUGACGAGCCACCGUUCGACUGGGAUCGGCGGCCGCAGCCGCCCCCCUGGGCAGAGGAGCCGCCAGAAGCACCGUGGGAGCCCGAAGUGAUUGACUACGGUCACCGGCCAGCUGACCUGCCUGGAGGAGCAAAGUUCGAGUCAUUUGACUACGGCCAUGGCAAAAGUGCCGAGGAAAAAAGACAGCUGCCUCAAGUGAUGGACUACGGUCAUGGAGCGCCGUUGCGCGAGCACAGGCCAGUCUUCGACGACCUUGAACUGCCGCCGGCAUUCAGGGACGGCGGCAGUCGCCCCAGUACACCCGAGCCACCUCCGCCGCCGCCUGCGCCUCCUGAACCGCAAGUGGUCUCCGUCGAAGACCUCCUGGGGCUGCCCGGUCGGGAGUCGCGUCCUCCGCUGCUGUGCGUGGUCGUGCGUGGCCCUCCAGGCUCGGGCAAGUCGUUCCUGACGCGACUGCUGAAGGAACGCGAGAUGGGCGCUGCCGGAAGCGUGGCACCACGGGUGCUUGCUCUCGACGACUACUUCAUGCAGGAAGUGGAGGUGUCCGAACUCGAUCCAGACACAGGCAAGCGUGUCAAGCGGAAGGAGUUCCGAUACGAGUACGAAGCAGAGAUGGAGGACGUGUACUUUAGCAGCCUACUCAAGUCAUUCCGCAAGACAGUGGACGGCCGGCUUUUCUCAUUUGUGCUGGUCGAUGCGGUUCUGGCGCGGCUACAGCAGCUGGAGCAGUUCACAGGCUAUGCACGCCAGAAUGGAUUUCAGGUGUACAUAUGCGAGCCCGAUUGCCUGGAUCCCGAGGAGUGCCACAGGCGCAACGUGCAUGGCCGUUCCCUCGAGGACAUUCAGCGGAUUGUGGACUCCUGGGAGCCGGCACCUAGGCAAUACCCCCGACUUGACUGCAGUAUACUGCUUAAUGAAAUGGAAGACAUGGAUGGAGAGCUACCGCCAGCCGACACUGAAGACAGUGUAGCUGGUGGUGGCAGUGGAGAAGGCGACGGCAAUGACGCAGCUGCACCUGAAGAAGAGGAGGAGGAGGAGGAGCCCGUCCACAAGCCAAGCCGAUGGGAGCUGAUGACAGACACCACAAGCAGCGGAGAGCGACUAUUAAAACUGGACGGCCUGAGUGGCCAGAAGCUCAAGCACACCUCGAUGGACGACUAUCUACAGCUGCCCGACGACUACGAAGAGCGGCAUAGUGAGCCGGGCAAGAAACGGGUGCGGUGGGCUGACAUAGAGGAGAGCAAACAGCAGAAGCGUAUGCGGGACAUUGGCUUUGUUGUGGGCCAGACGGAUUGGUCCAAGUUCACAGACCCCACCCAAGCCGAGAAGGCACUCACACGGACCAAGUACAUCUGAAUCACCCUCCUCCCACCUUCACUCAUCUGAAAGAAAAAGAAAAAGCACAUGAUCGCCCACUCG